Molecule: messenger RNA, 306 nt
Organism: Pediculus humanus corporis (human body louse)
Lineage: Eukaryota; Metazoa; Arthropoda; Insecta; Psocodea; Pediculidae
Product: Ninjurin-1, putative
Exons: 2
Coding region: 1-306 (101 amino acids)
Biological process (GO): tissue regeneration; cell adhesion
Cellular component (GO): membrane
Source: RefSeq, a predicted model, not a curated record
AUGAUGGAUGUCGCUCUUAUAACAGCAAAUGCUAAUCAACUUAGAUUCAUUGUUGAAUAUAAUCAAAGUUCAAAAACUUAUGUUUUAGCAAUUGCCCUAAUUAUAAUUAGUUUGGUUUUACAAAUGAUCGUCGGAAUUUGUCUCAUUUUUAAAGGUAGAUUGGAUUUAAAAGGAGAAGAUAAAUUUAGACAUGCAAAUAAAAUGAAUAAUUAUAUAGUCGUUGGAGUUUUUAUAAUAACAAUAGUUAACGUUUUUGUAGCUGCAUUCAGUACAGGACCACCACCACUACAAAAAUAUUCACAAUGA